Molecule: messenger RNA, 1608 nt
Organism: Penicillium soppii
Lineage: Eukaryota; Fungi; Ascomycota; Eurotiomycetes; Eurotiales; Aspergillaceae
Product: L-ascorbate oxidase
Exons: 6
Coding region: 1-1608 (535 amino acids)
Molecular function (GO): copper ion binding; oxidoreductase activity
Source: RefSeq, a predicted model, not a curated record
AUGCACUGGCAUGGUCUAAGUCAGUCCACUGCUCCAUUCUCCGAUGGUUCACCUCAGGCAAGCCAAUGGCCCAUCAAGCCGGGAGAAUAUUUCGACUACGAAAUCAGGCCAAACAUCGGUGAGGCUGGAACACAUUUCUACCAUUCCCAUGUUGGGUUCCAAGCAGUUUCUGCAGCAGGACCUCUCAUUGUUGAAGAAAAGCACGGUAAAUCGCCACCUUUUAUGUACGAUGAAGAACGGAUCAUGUUCAUUUCCGAGCUUUACAACAAAACCGACUCGAUGACGGAGACUGAGCUGCUCAGGCCCUAUGAUGUGGUCCGAUGGACUGGCGACCCCUCGACAAUACUGAUGAAUGGGAAUAGUUUCCAUGGUAUGAGUGCGCAUGAGACAGAUACGCCUGAGCCAUGGGUUAUGCCAGAUCCAUCCCUCGUGUCAAGCUGUGGCCCUGAAAUGAUUCAAGUUGAUCCCGACAAGACAUAUCGCAUGCGAAUAAUUGGUGGGCCAGCUCUGAACCUCGUGACCUUGGGGUUCGAAGACCACCAAGAGCUGUCGGUCAUGGCUGCAGAUGGGAAAUACACCAAGCUGGCAAAAACGGAACGCAUCCAGAUUGCCUCUGGCCAACGCUUCGAUUUCCUUCUCCACACGAAGACGGAGGACGAGCUACGACGUCUUGGAAAAAGUGCUUUCUGGAUCCAGAUGGAGUCACGCUAUCGACCUAUGAACGUCUCUUCUUACGCGCUACUCUCACUUGGUGCCUCCCAAAAAAAGCCUCUGAGCCUGCCGAACAAGGUUUACGACUGGCUGGAGUAUGUUCUUGAGCCUUGGGAACCCAACGGGUUUCCAAGCGCCGAUAAGGUGAACCGGACGGUGGUCCUGACAUCGCUCCAGUUGAUCGCGAAGGAGGGGGUGUAUGCGGCUGUAUCGAACCACACUUGGACCGAGACCAAUCAACACAGGGGAAACACUCCAUUCUGGAAACAGGAGCACCAGGAAGGGACCCCAUAUCUAGUUGACAUCUUCAGGCGCGGGGACAAAGCAAUACCGGAUUACGAGACCACGGUGCAGAAGCAUGGGGGUUGGGAUCCAGGUCUCAACGUGUACGUAGCCAAGCUUGGCGAGGUCAUCGAUAUUGUCAUGGUCAACCAGCCAAAUGGUCUGGCUAUCGGCUUCGACCUUCAUCCAUGGCAUAUUCACGGCGGCCACAUCUAUGAUCUUGGCAGCGGGCCUGGCACCUACAACGCGACAGCUAACGAGGAGAAGUUGAAGGGUUACAAUCCCGUGAUAAGAGACACGACCAUGCUUUAUAAAUACACUCCGGGCCAGUAUUUGGGCGAAAAUAAGAAUUUUACGAACCAAGGAUGGCGGGCUUGGCGAUUACAUGUUCAGGAUCCUGGGGUGUGGAUGGUACACUGCCACACACUUCAGCAUAUGAUCAUGGGAAUGCAGACUGUGUGGGUAAUGGGCAAUGCAUCAGAGAUCACGCGUGGAGUAUCGCCGGGUUCUGUGGAAGGCUAUCUAAAUUACGGAGGUGAUGCAUAUGGGAAUGCUAGCUACGAUCCCCACGUGCAACAUCAUUUCGAAAGUGGGUUGCAACAGAUCCUCCAAUAA